This is a messenger RNA of Scomber japonicus (chub mackerel), 3404 nucleotides long. It is a transcript of the gene trpv1, whose product is annotated as transient receptor potential cation channel, subfamily V, member 1. The transcript is spliced from 15 exons. Gene Ontology annotation, cellular component: membrane. Lineage: Eukaryota; Metazoa; Chordata; Actinopteri; Scombriformes; Scombridae. The coding region runs from base 22 to 2364 and encodes 780 amino acids. Gene Ontology annotation, biological process: calcium ion import across plasma membrane. Gene Ontology annotation, molecular function: protein binding; calcium channel activity. The record is from RefSeq and is a predicted model, not a curated record.
GUACUGCAGUAAGACGUGAAAAUGAACAAGUCGGAGAUGUUCGGCUUCUCUCUGGAGACAGAUGACAGGACGGAGGAUGAGAAAUCACAGAAUAAAGCGGCAAAGAAGGACAGCCUGGUCUCUGCUUUGGGUUUGGGGCAUGAGUCACCCAAAGCUCCCAUGGACACCGACUACCAGGAGGAAAUGGAGGAGACCAAGCCUAAAAUCAGAUUUAAUCUCAAUUUUGACAAAAAAAUUCAAGGAGAGCAGAAUGAUGGGAAGAGAGACAGUAAGACAUUUAACAUCGAUAGGUUGUUUGAAGCAGUGGCCAGUGGGGAUGUCAGAAACCUGGUUGGCCUGCAUGAUUAUCUACGAAGAAGCAUGAAGAAACUUUCUGAUUCCUUGUACCAGUCCUAUGGUAAGACUGCCUUGAUGAAGGCUUUGCUGCACCUCAGAGACGGCAAGAACGAGACAGUGGAAUAUUUAAUCGACAUCUCAGAGAAGAUGGGUGAUAUUAAAGAGUUUGUGAAUGCAGCUUACACAAAUGGCUACUACAAAGGCCAGACUGCUCUCCACAUAGCCAUCGAGAGGAGGAGUCUUUCCUAUGUCCAGCUCCUGGUCAGUAAAGGAGCAGAUGUCCAUGCCAAAGCAUGCGGGAAAUUCUUCCAGCCACAUGACGGCACCUACUUCUACUUUGGUGAGUUACCUCUGUCUCUGGCAGCCUGCACCAACCAGCCCGACAUGGUGGACUUCCUGUUGAAGAACGAUUACCAGCACGCUGACGCACAACUGACAGACUCUCAAGGCAACACGGUGCUGCACGCCCUGGUGAUGGUAGCCGACAACACCAAGGAGAACACAGAAUUCAUCACCAGCAUGUACGAUCGCAUCCUCAAGACCACCGCCCAACUGUAUCCAAACAUGAGGCUGGAGGACAUUGAGAACAAGAAUGGUCUGACACCUCUCAAGAUGGCUGCCAAGACUGGCAAGAGCGGGCUUUUUUCGCACAUCCUUCAACGGGAGUUCCAUGAGAGUCACACCAAACAUUUGUCCCGUAAAUUCACUGAGUGGGUCUACGGGCCGGUCCACUGCUCCUUGUAUGACCUUGCCUCUGUGGACUCGUACGAGAAAAACUCAGUCAUGGAGAUCCUGGUCUACGGCAGUGACAUUCCUAACCGUCACGAGAUGCUGCAGAUGGAGCCUCUGGGUCGACUGCUGGAGGAGAAAUGGAAGAUGUUUGCAGGUCAAAUGUUUUUCUUCAACUUCCUGGUCUACCUCGCGUACCUGAUCAUGUUCACUGUGGUGGCCUAUAACAAAGGAGGAAAGCCACCAUUUCCCAUCAAGCAUGACAAGACUGGCUACCUGUAUUUUGCGGGCCAGCUACUGACACUGCUGGCAAACUGCUUUUUCUUUGUGAUGGGGAUAAUAGACAUGAAGAGGAAACGGCCAAAGCUGCAAACGUUGCUGAUUGAUGGAUAUUAUGAGAUUCUUUUUUUUGUGCAGUCAGUCCUCUUCCUGAUCUCCACCACGCUGUAUCUGAGUGGACAGCAGGAGUACCUCGGCUUCCUGGUGCUGUGUCUCGCUCUCAGCUGGGUGAACCUGCUCUACUUCUCCAGGGGCAACAGACACAUGGGCAUCUAUAGUGUCAUGAUACAAAAGAUGAUCCUUAGUGAUAUCCUGCGCUUUAUUUUUGUCUACAUGGUUUUCCUCUUUGGAUUUUCAGCAGCGGUGGUCACUCUGCUCACCUGCCCUUCACAGAUCAGCAGAUCACAGCAGGGACGCUUCAUCCUUCCUGUUGGCCCUGAUGAGCAGUGUGUAUCAGGCAAUUUCAGAACCAUCUCCAAUACCACACUGCAGCUCUUCAAGUUCACUAUCGGCAUGGGAGACAUGGAGUUCACAGAUGAGUACCAGUACAUUGAGGUUUUCUACAUCCUACUCAUCUUCUACAUCAUACUCACCUACAUCCUGCUGCUCAACAUGCUCAUCGCCCUCAUGAACCAAACCGUGGAAAAGAUCACCAACGAGAGUACCGGCAUCUGGAAGCUGCAGAGGGCCAUCACUAUCCUGGACAUAGAGAAAAGGCUGUCUGGCUGUUUGAGGAGGAGGCUUCGCUGUGGGGUGGAGAAAAACCUGAGCACUGCUGCUGGAGGAGGCUGUCGCCGCUGCUUCAGAGUGGAGGAAGUCAACUGGAACAAAUGGAACAUCAACCUGGGCAAAAUCAAUGAGGAUCCUGGGUGCUGGGAUGGUGUCCGACAGCCCUCCUCAGACACCUCGCCACAAAGAAUAAACAGAGGGAGGAGCUGGAGAGGCUUGUUCGAGGGCAGUCGGCGACGGCGGACAUUCAAGUCCACAGAGAUGAGUCCUCUGAGCACCACGCCAGUUUAAAGAGAUUCACAACAGAAAGCUUCACUCUGGCUGCUCAACUUGACUGAUCUGAGCAACAAGGCAUUCAACCUAAAGACUGUUCAGUUUCAGUUCGUCAAAAACUGACGAUCUGACUGCCAACUGUUACUUUGACUGAUUUGAUUUUCUUUUUCUUUUUUUAAGUCUUUGAGGUAAUAUCUCACUGACAUGAUGAACAGCAUGUUGUAUUUGUUCCUUUGACUUAAUGGUGUAUAAAUGUGUAAUCUGUCAAUGCUGCAUACAGCAACAGGUGCUGCUUAAAUGUCAGGAGAAUAAUGGAUUUGAAAUACGUCAAACAUUUAAUCCAGGAGCUCCUGUAAACGCCUUUUCUGUCACCAGCUGAACAGGAUGCGCAUCCUCUACACAAAGGCCACAAACCUGCUGGCACCUCUGGCAGUGCUUAAAAAUCCUUCAUGGAGUAAUACUGAUCAUGAAGGUGCUGAUCCUGCCCUCCUGCUGUGUGCCCUUUAUACAAGACCCAUUUUCAUCACAGCCAGACAAGCUAAAUCUACUGCAGCCAGAUAGUCCUGCGGAUUUCACAGCUUGCUUUGUCUACUCCACUUCCUGUUUCUAUUUGGCAGAGGCUGGCCUGGAUAAAUGGCAUGAAAGCACAGCAAUUGGUGCAACAACCACCACCUUCAGCACCAGCUGUUGCAGUUACAAAUCAUGUGGUUGAGACGGGGCCUAUUGAACUGUGCAGCCACUCGUGAGACUGAUUGUGCAUGAAACAAAUGAACAGUCACAUACCUGAAGCAACUGUCACACAGCAUGACAACAUUUGAGUUAUUGUAUCCCUGUAAAACUGAAGUGAGCAGACAGCUGCAGAUAAUCCAGACGACAGUUCAGACUCAUUUCAAAGCAUAAAUUAGAACUUUAUUUUAUUAUUACAAUAUUACAAAAAGAGUAGCACAACUCUCACGCUCUUGCCUUUAAUCUGUCGUACAGAAUGACAUAAAAGAAAGGCUUGUGGACCUUCUUCCAUUUCACAGCAAUAGUACAAGAAACAAAAGAAGAAAAUAAAA